Messenger RNA from Rotaria socialis, 870 nucleotides. NCBI's taxonomy places the organism in Eukaryota, Metazoa, Rotifera, Eurotatoria, Philodinida, Philodinidae. The record is from the annotation of a GenBank genome assembly.
AUGUUAACGCAAGAACAAAUUCAACACUUUUCAAAGAAUGGUUAUCUUGUUGUCGAGCAGUUAAUAACUCGUGAUGAUUGUGAAAAAUUAAAAGAAUCAGUUAAACAACUUAUUGAUAAAUGGGAUCCUGAAAAUGAUAGUUCAUGUGUAUUUUCUACUACUGGCAAUCGAGAACAAUCAACAAGUCGAUAUUUUCUUGAUAGUGCCGAUAAGAUUUCAUUUUUCAUGGAAGCAGGUGCUAUUGAUCCUAACACAAAAAAAAUGAAUCGAGACAAACAUCAUAGUUUUAAUAAAAUUGGCCACGCACUCCAUACACUUGAACCUCAAUUCAAAAAAGUUUCAUUUUCUGAUAAAGUCAAGUCGAUCGUACGUGAUUUAAAUUAUGUUAACCCAGCUAUAUGUCAAUCAAUGCAUAUUUUUAAGCAAGCUGAAAUAGGAGCAAAAGUCGUUCCACAUCAGGAUGGUUCAUAUCUGUUCAAUGAACCACUUAAAAUUAUGGGUAUUUGGAUUGCACUCGAAGAUGCUACUAUCGAAAAUGGUUGUCUUUGGUUUAUACCUGGUUCACAGACACAACCAAUCAAACGACGUUAUAUUCGGAACCCCAACCAAGAAGAAUUUGAUGCAGGAAAAAUGUUAGUAUACGUCGGCGAAACUGAACAAUAUGAUGAUAAAGAUUUUGUUCCAGUUGAAGUCAAAGCAGGCGAUGCUAUUAUAAUUCAUGGUCAAGCCGUACAUAAAAGUGAACAAAAUACAUCACCACUCUCGAGGCAAAUUUAUACGUUUCAUAUUAUCGAAAUGGAUAAUUCAGUAUACAGUAAAGAAAAUUGGCUUCAAACAAAGGAACCAUUUCCGCUAAUUUAUGACGCGUAG